Prorocentrum cordatum is the source of this 2349-nucleotide messenger RNA. The record is from the annotation of a GenBank genome assembly. Lineage: Eukaryota; Dinophyceae; Prorocentrales; Prorocentraceae.
GGUGUACCCCAAAGCCUGGGGCGGGGCAGUGCCCCCGAGGACGCCCUCCGGAGGUGGCGCGGCGAGUGCCGAGGCCGCCGCAGGCGGGGGGCCCGUGGAGGCCCGCCGGGCCCCCGCUGUGCGCAGCCCGAGGGCCUGCCAGUCCUUCUCUCGCGGCGGCCACCGAGAAGGCCUGGGAGGGCGGGGCAGUGGCGCGCAGCGCUGCAGUUCUUCCGCGAGGCGUCUCGACUGCGUUCCGGCGUCGGCCCGGGCGGUUACAUUGCGACGGUCAGCGCAUGCAGCGCAGGCAGGCAGUGGGAGCGGGCCUUGGCGCUGCUGCGCGAGAUGUGGGAGGCGAGCUUCGAGCCCAACGUCGUCAGUUAUAGCGCUGGGAUCAGUGCCUGCGAGAGGGGCGAGCAGUGGCAGCGGGCUUUGGCGCUGCUCAGUGAGAUGCGGGAGGCGAAGUUGGAGCCCAACGUCAUCUACAACGCCGGGAUCAGCGGGUGCGGGAACGGCGAGCAGUGGCAGCGGGCCGUGGCGCUGCUCGGCGAAAUACGGGAGGCGGAGUUGGAGCCCGACGUCAUCAGCUACAACGCUGCGAUCAGCGCUUGCGUGAAGAGCGAGCAGUGGCAGCGGGCUAUGGCGCUGCUCAACAAUACGCGGGAGGCGAACUUAGACCCCUGCGUCAUGAGCUACAGCGCUGCGAUCAGCGCUUGCGUGAAGGGCGAUCAAUGGCAGCGGGCGUUGGCUCUGUUGUGUGAUAUGCGGGAGGCGAAGUUGGAGCCCAAUGCCAUUAGCUACAACGCUGCGAUCAGCGCGUGUGGGAAGGGCGAGCGGUGGCAGCGGGCUUUGGCGCUGUUCGGGGAGAUGCGGGCGGCGAAGUUGGUGCUGAGCGUCAUCAGCUACAGCGCUGGGCUUAGUGCUUGCGUGACGGGCGAGCAGUGGCAGCGGGCUUUGGCGCUGCUUGGCGAGAUGCGGCAGGCGAAGCUGGAGCCCAGCCGCCAUCAGCUACAACGCUGGGAUCAGUGCUUGCGGGACGGGCGAUCAGUGGCAGCGGGCUUUGGCUUUGCUCAGCGAUAUGUGGGAGGUGAAGCUGGAGCCCAGCGUCAACUCAGCUACAAUUCUGCGAUCAGCGCGUGCGGGAGGGUCGAGCAGUGGCAGCGGGCUUUGGCGCUGCUUGGCGAGAUGCGGAAGGCGAAGCUGGAGCCCGGCCUCUAUGUCAGCUACUGCGCUGGGAUCAGCGCAUGCGAGAAGGGCGAGCAGUGGCAGCGGGCUUUGGCGCUGCUCGGCAAGAUGUGUGAGGCGAAAUUGGAGCCCAGCGUCACGAGCUACAGCGCUGCGAUCAGUGCGUGCGAGAAGGGCGCGCAAUGGCAGCGGGCUUUGGCGCUGCUCAGGGAGAUGUGGGAUGCAAAGCUGGAGCUCCAUGUCAUCAGCUAUAGCGCUGCGAUCAGCGCGUGCGAGAAGGGCGCGCAGUGGCAGCGGGCUCUGGCGCUUCUUGACGAGAUGCGGGAGGCGAGGUUAAAGCCCAGCGUCAUCUCCUACAACGCUGGGGCCAGCGCCUGCGAGAAGGGCGCGCAGUGGCGGUGGGCUUUGGCGCUGCGCAGCGAGAUGCGGCAGGCGAAGUUGGAGCUCGACGCCAUCAGCUACGCCGCUGGGAUCAGCGCGUGCGAGAAGGGCGCGCAGUGGCAGCGGGCUCUGUCUCUGCUUGGCGAGAUGCGGGAGGUGAAAUUGGAGGUUGACGUCUCUGCUACAACGCUGGGAUCAGCGCGUGCGAGAGAGCUGUGCAGUGGCAGCGGGCCUUGGCGCUGCUCAGCGAGAUGUGCGAGGCGAAGUUGGAGCCUGACGUUAUCAGCUACAGCGUCGUGGUCAGUGCGUGCGGUAAGGGCCAGCAGUGGCAGCGGGCGCUGGCGCUGCUCAGCAAGAUGUGGGAGGCGAAGCUGGAGCCCCAUGUUAUCGCUACAGCGCUGCGAUCAGCGCGUGCCGGACGGGCGAGCAGUGGCCGCGGACCUUGGCGCUCUUGAGCGAGAUGCGAGAGGCGAAGUUAGAGCCCGAUGCCACCAAUCUACAGCCUCGGGGUGGGCGCGUGCGAGAAAGGCGAGCAGUGGCAGCGGAUCCUGGCGCUGUUUGGCGAGAUGUAAGGUCAUGAGUGGACUAUCAGCUACACUGCUGCUUGCAUCAGCGCGUGUGAGAAAUACGAGUGCGGCAAAAGGCUGUAUCGUUGCUCAGCGAGCUGUGCGAGACGAGUUUGCAGCUCGAUGGCGACAUGCGGCGACAUCCCUAACGUUUGGGUCAACGCAUGCGAGAAAUCCAAUUGUCUUGACCCUGGAGGUUGGUUGCGUCAUGAUCCGAGCAGGGGAGCUCUCCUGGUAG